Brassica napus (rape) is the source of this 3651-nucleotide messenger RNA. RefSeq names its product putative F-box protein At4g17200. Lineage: Eukaryota; Viridiplantae; Streptophyta; Magnoliopsida; Brassicales; Brassicaceae. Gene Ontology annotation, molecular function: protein binding. The record is from RefSeq and is a predicted model, not a curated record. The transcript is spliced from 3 exons. The coding region runs from base 709 to 1959 and encodes 416 amino acids.
GAGGCAACAUUAAAGCACAUUACAAGCUCUAAAUGGUUAUGGCAUCCAAUGGGGAGUGUUAUGAACCAGAUUGUGGAUGGCUCAUAACCAAAAGAUUAUACCAUCGGCGGCCCAAAAAAGAGAGAAUCGGCCAGCUUUUCCUUAUGUCUUUAUGUUUUCCUUUUCCUAGUUGGAUUAUGAUUUGUACUCUUUCCAUUUAUCUACUUAUCUAUAACGGUGUAAUCUCAUAUAUAAGGAACCUCUAUGUUAUGAAUAAAGAUAGAAUUUUCCAUUAUUUUCACAACAUAUAUAUGAAUUUUUAAAAAUUCGAUAAAUUCAGUUUUAUUAAUAUAAUAGAAUAAUAAAGCAAUGUAAAAAUGUAUAAAUUUAUAAUUUGUGAUAUUAAAAAAACAUUAUUUAAAAACUAGUUUAAGAUGGGUAUAUAUAUCCGUGUAUGCGUGUUUUCAUUAAACCCAAUUAAUUUUACUAAGCCCAUGAAGAACUAGGGUUUAGACCUGUUCAAGCACACCUUAAUAUAUAGAAUGAGGGUCAUUAAGCUCAGAAGCAUGUUACCUUGAUCACGGAUUGCAGGCGUGCAGAUUCAUCGAUCCAUAUUGUGAGUUUUCCUGUCACUGUGGUCUAUGUGUUACUAUUUUUGAUUGAAAAUAAGAUAUGUGGUGUUUGAUCUUAUUAAUAUUUCUAUUGCAGCGUUUGUAGAAACUUAUAAAAAUGACAAUGUGCGAUGAUCUUCCACACGAUUUGAUAAGGGAAAAGAUACUCACCAAUGUUCCAAUAACAUCUCUGAGAGCAGUGCGGUGUACUUGCAAAUUAUGGAAUGCAUUAUCCAAAGAAUUUAUCCUUGGUAACGAAACAUCAAGGCAGCAUCAUGAGUUUCAAGGGUUCAUGAUGAUAUCUAAUAAGAUUUGCCCCUUUAGAGUCGAUAUCCAAGGAAUCAUCAGCAAUCACAACAAUUUGGUCGAUCCAUCCACGAAGAAAUUAGAUUUACUUGAUCAAGUCGAGGUAUCUAGAGUAAUUCACUGUGAUGGCUUACUGUUAUGCGUCACCAAUGACAACUCCAAACUCUUGGUGUGGAACCCUUAUCUUGCGCAAACAAGGUGGAUCAGACCGAGAAUAUGUUACGGAAAAUCAGACAUGUAUGCUAUUGGUUACGACAACAACAGUAAGGUCCGUAACUAUAAAAUCUUGAGACUUAGUACUAGUCAUUAUUAUGGCCUAGGCAUUGAGUUGGAAAUCUACGACUUUAGUUCUGAUUUAUGGAGCUUUCUUGGUGUCUUCCCCGACUAUAAAAUAAAUUCUUAUCACAGCCUCGUGAAUUUGGCGGGAUCUACUUACCUUUUGGCUAGAGUGAUCAGAAGAACAACUCGUAAAAAGAGAAAUCAUUAUGAGUAUUUAGCAUCUUGGGAAAAUUGUUUGCUAUGUUUUGAUUAUACAAGUGAGAGAUUUGGACAGCACAUGCCUCCCCCGUUUAGCUCUUAUUAUUAUUAUACGGAUACUGUAGCUUUAUCUACAGUUAGGGAAGAUAAACUUGCUGCACAUUGUUAUGGUUUUUAUCAAUCGUUUGUGACAUUGGAGGUUUGGGUUACGAAUAAGAUUGAGGCCAACGCGGUGUCGUGGAGCAAGUUUUUAAAGGUGGAUAUGGGAUCAAUGGUACCAGUCAGGGAUUUUCUGUGCAAUUGGAAAGCUGAUUUAGUCUUCGUUGAUGAGGAGAAUAAAGUCGCUGUGAUAAUCCAUGAAAGCCGAAAUUACUCAACCAAGCUCCAACUAACAGCUUACAUCAUUAGAGAAGAUGGAUACUUCAGAUCUAUGAACAUCGGUGAAGUGAAUUUAAAUUUCUCUAGAAAGUUUGAAGUGCAACAUGUGUUUUCCCCUUAUCAUCCAAGUUUAGUGCAAAUCAACCGACGGUCAUACGGGGGAGAUGGCUGUGCGAAUGGGCAUUCGGAACCUUUGGGUAGAGUCUGACUCGUUAUAUGCAGUCGAGUGAUACGUGACUAUGGUUAGAUAGAUUAAGAUAUUUUACAUUAAGAGUUUUGGUAAUUUUCUAUUUAAUAAUUGGUUUUGAAGUUUUCCUUUUUAUAUUAGUUUAAGAGUUUUCCAUAUUCUACAAAGUUGUAUUCCUAUAUAAGGGUUUCAUAUCUAAUAAUAUAAAGUAGAGUUACUCUCUCCUGUGAGGACGUCACGUCACUAAUUCGAUCAUCAUGGGUGCGACACAUGUCCCCACACUCUCAAAACUCGCCGUAUGAUUUAUAAAAUUUUGGGUUUCUUUCCCCUGAAGUUGGGCUUUUUCCACGCAGUCAGGCCCGUCGAACUCUACAUCGGAUAUCAAAACUUAAACGUUGCGUUUUGGAUUAGGGUUCGUAGUGUCCGUCUCGCGUCUCCAAUCUUCCUCCAUCGACUGAUUCGUCUUCUUCUUCCACGAACAGAGACAGUAACCGAUUCCCUCAUAAAGCCCUCCUUAAUCAAUCACACACGAUCUCCAUUCAAUGCGACCCCGGAGAGUGCAAGGCGGUGGACGCUCUGCUAUAAAAAGUUCGCAUGCUCUGAUUUGACAUGCUUUUUCUGGAUUCUCAGUUCCUAAUGAGUUGAGCGGCUGGCAGAUAAAACUCAAUGAGAGAAGACAGAAGCUGGAGAAGAGAAGAGUGAGGUUCAAGUUGUGCUCCUUGGACAAGGACUUGGAGAUUUUUUAUCUGAAUCCUCACCAAUGUAAGGUCUCUGAACCACAAGUGUACAGGUUCUGCUGAGUACACAAGUCUAAGAUAUCUUGAGAGCUCAUCAGGGGUAAGUUCUGAGAACAAGAGAAGACAUUUCUUAUGUCUCUACAACAGAUUUAAUGUUUAACUUAUGCUCUAAAUUGUUCCAAGAAUCAAGUUUGGGUCUAGAAAAACGAGACAGAAACAUUCAAUACCUGAAACAAGAGCAGGAGCAACCAAGUCAUGUCUCUGUUCUAGAGAGGAUACGUCUGGAAGAAGAAACAAUAGAAGAGAAGAUUAGAUUGCUAUCUUUUCAUGAUUCAUGAAUCUUCUAGAGAAGGACUCAGUUCACAGGUUUGUGAAGAAAGUUCUUGAAGCUUCAAGACUGAACUGGACUAAUAUCAUGGCAAGAUGCAACGAAGAAACAUCACUACUUAACGAAUUCUCACACGGCGAUCACAACAAGGGUAAGCUUCUUCUGGUUCUUGAUUACACGGACGAGAGUCUCCGAGAGAUUUACCGUCGAGACAUCAUCAAGUUUUGGCCUUUCUUGAGAGUUAUCAUCAAUCUACCAUCUUCUUCCUUUAGAGAAGACCUGAUUCACGAGACGCUGAGACGUUUCGACUGGGGUUUACUCUGCUGUGACACUCCAAGAACGUUGGAUCAGAUCAUUGAGACUGAUGUGGUAAAGCCAUCAUAUCUUUGGUCGGGUUUUGGUGGUGAAGCUGAAGGUGGAAGUAGCCAGGCGCAGAUAGCAUCGGAGAAGGUGAAGAAAGCACGCAAUGCAUAGGUGAAAGAGGAUUGGAGUUCAAGACGCAGUUUUUUUUAAUGCUUAAGUCGUUUAUGCUGGUUUUUUUUUCCUUUUCUGGUGUUUGUUUUAUGAACAAGUUUGACUUUCACUCUUUGCUACUUCUAUAAUUUUGGUUUUUUAAUACCAAAUAUAAAAUAUAUCUCAUUUCAGAAA